UGAAGGUAGUGUUGUGUUUGUGUAUGGCAUUUGAAGUCUUUGCAUGAUCCAAAAAGCUUCAGUCUUUUUCUCUCUCUAUCUCCAUCUCUUUGCUGAUGCUUUUUUUUUAUCUGCUUCUUUGUCGGCCAUCAGUUUCUUGUUUCAUUUGAUUGAAUCUUUUUCCCUGUUAUUUUUCAACAUUCAUCACCACCAAUUCUCAGUCUUUUUCCUUUUCUUGGAUUCUCUUGUCUUCUAUUCUUGAACUUGAGUGAACUGUGUAAUUCUUGGUUUUAGUCUCCAAUUUUGUUCAAAAGAACAAGAAUUUGAUUAAGGGUGUUCAGUUUUCUGGUUUAUAAUUCUAAUUUGUUUGUAUCUUUUAAUGAAAAGAUACAAUUUAUCAGAAACGUGGCAAACAAAGAUUCCCCAAUUUCAGCAACCUCUGUUCUUGAUCAUCUUCAUCAAAUAAGGUACCAACACCACCUCUGCUUAAUUGAUCAUAUAAAUUGAUUGUAUUGUAUACCCACUACUUAAAUUGUUUUGAUCUAUCUGGGUUUUUAAACAUAAUAAAUUUUGAACUUCAAUUUGAGUGAAAUGAUUACAUUUAUGGAAGCAAAAGAGAGAGUGAAGGAUACUGAGAAGUGUUUAGAUUCUCAGUUAUGGCAUGCCUGUGCUGGUGGAAUGGUUCAAAUGCCGUCCGUUAGUUCAAAAGUUUUUUAUUUUCCUCAAGGCCAUGCUGAGCAUAGCUCUAGCUCAGUGGAUUUCAGAAAUUUCCCUCGGAUGCCUUCUUUUAUUCUGUGUAGAGUUUCAGCAAUCAAAUUCAUGGCUGAUCCUGAAACUGAUGAGGUUUAUGCUAAAAUUAAGUUGGUUCCAAUUAGUAAUAAGGACUCUAGUUUUGUUGAGGAUGAUGAAGAAGAAGGUGUGAUUAAUGGAGGUGAUGAGCGAGUUGAGAAUACUAAGCCGGCUUCUUUUGCUAAAACAUUGACUCAGUCUGAUGCGAACAACGGGGGAGGAUUCUCUGUUCCGAGGUACUGCGCGGAGACUAUAUUUCCGAAGCUGGAUUACUCGGCGGAUCCGCCUGUACAGACCAUUCUUGCUAAGGAUGUUCAUGGUGAGGUUUGGAAGUUUAGGCAUAUUUAUAGAGGGACGCCUAGGAGGCAUCUUUUAACUACUGGAUGGAGUACUUUUGUUAAUCAUAAGAAGCUAGUUGCAGGGGAUUCGAUUGUGUUUUUAAGAGCGGAUAAUGGAGAUCUUUGUGUUGGGAUUCGAAGAGCUAAGAGAGGGAUCGGUGGUAGUCCUGAGUCUUCGUGGAAUCCCGCCGGUGGGAAUUGUGUUGUGCCUUAUGGCGGAUUUAGUGCUUUUUUUAGCGGAGACGAGAAUAAGCUAUUGAGAAAUGGGAACGGAAAUGGAAAUGUGAAUGGGAAUGGAAAUGAGACUGUGAUAGGGAAAGCGAAAGUGAAGGCGGAAUCGGUUGUUGAAGCAGCUACUCUUGCUGCUAACGGACAGCCUUUCGAGGUGGUUUAUUAUCCUCGAGCUAGUACGCCCGAGUUCUGUGUUAAGGCUUCUAUGAUGAAAUCUGCAUUGCAGAUCCGAUGGUGUUCGGGUUUGAGGUUUAAAAUGGCCUUUGAAACUGAAGACUCGUCGCGGAUUAGUUGGUUUAUGGGAACUAUUUCUUCUGUUCAAGUUGCCGAUCCUGUUCGUUGGCCGGAUUCGCCAUGGAGGCUCCUUCAGGUUUCUUGGGAUGAGCCUGAUUUGCUUCAAAAUGUGAAGCGUGUUAGCCCAUGGCUAGUCGAAUUGGUAUCGAAUAUGCCCGCUAUACAUCUUUCCCCUUUUUCACCACCGCGGAAGAAGUUGAGACUACAACAACACCCCGAUUUUCCGCUUGACAGCCAAUUUCCGUUUCCAACGUUUUCCAGCAACCUCCUUGGGCCCAGCAGCCCUUAUGGUUGUCUAUCGGACAACAAUCCUGCUGGCAUGCAGGGAGCCAGGCACGCUCAUUAUGGUGUAUCUUUGUCAGAUCUCCACCUCAAUAAACUGCAGACAGGUCUAUUUUCGGCUGGUUUUCCGCCACUAUUUGAUAAUUCUGCUGCGCACGCUAGAUCCUCAUAUGGUGCUGUAAUUCAAAAGCCCAGCAUGAGCGAAAGCGUGUCUUGUGUGCUAUCAAUGUCACAUUCUACCCGGAGUCUAGAGAAACAUGAUAAUGUGAAGACACCACAGCUCGUUCUUUUCGGUCAACCAAUACUCACCGAGCAGCAAAUCUCCCUUAGCUGCUCUGGAGAUACAGUAUCGCCAGUUCGCACUGGAAAUAGUUCGUCUGAAGGGAAUUUGGAUAAGACGACAAAUAUUUCUGACGGUUCUGGGUCUGGUGGUCUUCGUCAACAAGGCCUGCCAGAGCGCUUAUCCUGCGAAAGUCUGCACCGAGAAAUGGAGCCCUCUUCAGAGACUGGUCAUUGCAAAGUCUUCAUGGAAUCAGAGGAUGUAGGUCGAACUCUAGACCUAUCAUUGCUCAAUUCUUAUGAUGAAUUGCACAGAAAACUCGCAGACAUGUUCGGGGUAGUAAAUUCCGAGACGUUUAACAAUGUGCUAUAUCGCGACAUCACUGGCAUUGUCAAACACAUCGGCGACGAACCAUUCAGUGAGUUUGUGAAAACGGCUAGGAGAUUGACAAUUAUAUCUGAUUCGAGCAGUGACAAUGAGGAGCUGCUUUAAACCAAUUUUUAAGGUUUUCUAAUUUAAAUUUUCGUCGAGGAUUCUUAUUUUUCAGUUUAUCAGAGACGGAAUAGUUUGAUCUGAAAAUUUUCCUUUCUAUAUCAUAACUCAUUCACAGCAUUUUGUUGGUUAAGUUCCUUUUGCAUAUUAUAAGUAGGCAAGUCCUACAAGUAUUUUUGCGAGACACUCUUUUGUAACAAAGUAUUUUCUUUUUAAUC
Mercurialis annua (annual mercury) is the source of this 2903-nucleotide messenger RNA. RefSeq names its product auxin response factor 18-like. The transcript has 4 exons. Gene Ontology annotation, molecular function: DNA binding; protein binding. The coding region runs from base 571 to 2685 and encodes 704 amino acids. Gene Ontology annotation, cellular component: nucleus. NCBI's taxonomy places the organism in Eukaryota, Viridiplantae, Streptophyta, Magnoliopsida, Malpighiales, Euphorbiaceae. The record is from RefSeq and is a predicted model, not a curated record. Gene Ontology annotation, biological process: response to hormone; regulation of DNA-templated transcription.